AUGAUUCUGGAAGCUGUCCUGCAGACAGGUGGUCGCGUGACUGGCCUCGCCGUAGUAUCUAAGGAGUGGCAGGCGAUGAUCGAGCCGCGCAACUUCGCCCGCAUCAAGCUCACAGCGCCCCGCCUCGCCGAGUUUAGCUCAAUGGUCCAGCGCAAUCGAUCUUCUGUACACUACAUAUGGCUCUGCUUGGAACUCCAAGAAUAUGAUUGCGCCAAGUGUGCGCCUCACCGUGUAGGCGGUAUAGGGCUCAGCAAGGCAGACAAUACCAUGCUUAUCACAGCAUUGCAGGAUCUGUUCUCAACUCUCAGCACGUGGGAGUCAAAUGGAAACUUGCUGCUUGAUAUCAGUGUUCACUCUCCCAGCGACGCGGAGCACUGGUUCAAAUAUCUGACUUUCAAACCUGAUAUUCCUAUCCCAUCUGAUCAGCAUGAUCUGGAUCUAUGCACACAGCAGAAGCAACAGUCAAUUCUAGCCAGCCCCAAUAAUCACAAGCAUGGCUGGAUUGCCGGGAAACCGAUUUCCACUCCAUCCACAUGUGCCAUCCUCAAAGUCUUCGACGAACUCAUGGGUGCAGACGCAUUUCCCAACGGCGAGCAGCAAAACGAGUGGUGGGGGCAACUGCCAUUAGUCCCAGCCGUCACAGGCGUCCUUCUACGCCAACAGACCCGCCGACGGUGGAAGCCGACUGCACUAGCACAGAUGUUUGCCCGUCUUCCCAAUCUCCAGGAGAUCCACUACGAGCCUUGGCGGCAGUGGUAUGAUGUUGAGCAGAAUUGGAUAGAUCUAUACUUCCGACUCCUCUUCGAAUCACUCACCACAAGCACCAACCUACAAAGACUCACACUCUUUGAAAACUCCAACAAACAGUACGCACUACCUUUUUCCAGACUCCUCGGCGACGGCUGCUCGCUUAUCCGGAUCCCCAACGCAGAAGUCAGCCGAGCAGUCGCCAAACUCAGCCUCCAGCUCGAGCACCUCUCGGCAUCAUUCACUGUAGAUGCGAGCUAUUUCCUCGAUGCUUGCGAGCUUUCUUGGAAGUGGCCCCGCUUGACUUCAGUUGCACUGACUUCACGACUGCUCACGCCCAGUGCGAGCCCACUUAAGCUCGACAACAUGCUCCAGACAGCGGCAGGAGUAGCCCUGCGAAUGCCAAAACUGAGAUCCAUGGAGAUAUGGAAUGGGCGAGAGGGGCUGGCUAUGCUUUUUAGAUACCAGCUAGUCGGGGCAGAGCAGCCUGCUGUGCUCACCUGGAGAGGAACGUGGGAGUUCGCCCUGCGAUCCCCUGUGGUCGAGGCUUGGGAAGCCGUAGCGCUGAGGCAGUGUGGUUACGGAGCUAUUAUUGUCGGGGAGUUGCUGGAUGCCGGUAUUGCUGAGUCUCAGGGUGAUGCGAUCCAUCAUCUGAAGUGUUUAGUUCCUGUAAUCCGGCCUGUUUCGUUGCAGCAGAUUCGGAUGGAGCAUAGGAUUCGUGAGGGGACAUAA
Aspergillus candidus is the source of this 1479-nucleotide messenger RNA. RefSeq lists its product as uncharacterized. Lineage: Eukaryota; Fungi; Ascomycota; Eurotiomycetes; Eurotiales; Aspergillaceae. The coding region runs from base 1 to 1479 and encodes 492 amino acids. The transcript has 2 exons. The record is from RefSeq and is a predicted model, not a curated record.